This is a messenger RNA of Striga hermonthica, 789 nucleotides long. The record is from the annotation of a GenBank genome assembly. Lineage: Eukaryota; Viridiplantae; Streptophyta; Magnoliopsida; Lamiales; Orobanchaceae.
AUGCAGAUUCUCUGGAACGGAGCCCCGAGUGAGUCUUUCCAUCCGUCUCGUGGGGUGCGCCAAGGGGACCCUAUAUCUCUCUAUUUAUUUGUGCUUUGCAUUGAACGACUAGCACAUAGCAUCCAAAGUGAAGCUUCGACUGUCCAGGUGCAUACGCUAAAGAAGGUUCUUGCCAGCUUUUGCCGACACUCCGGAUUGAAGGUGAGCGACGCAAAAACUAACAUCUUCUUCUCGAAGAAUGUUCCCUUGGACAAAAAACAGGCUCUCUCGAACUUAAUGGGGUUUACUAGGGUGGAGGACCUUGGAUACUAUUUGGGUGUCCCGAUCUUACAUAGCCGAAUCAAAGGGCAAACGUAUGAAAAGUUGAUUGAAAAGGCGGAUGCUCGGCUAUCUGGUUGGAAAGCGGCGUCUCUGUCUAUGGCUGGAAGAGUGGUCUUGUCUCAAGCGGUGGUCAGCGCAUUACCGUACUAUACCAUGCAGUCGGCCCUUUUGCCUAACUCCAUAUCAGCGGGGCUUGAGAAACGUAUCAGACGAAUUAUCUGGGGGGGCUCCGAGGACAAACGAAAGCUUAGCCUAGUUAAAUGGGAGGAGGUCUAUUUGCCGAAGGCUCUCGGAGGUUUGGGCGUCAAACGGCAGCGGGUGAUGAACGAGGCUUUGCUUAUGAAAAUUGGUUGGAAAUUCCUCACCGACCAAAAUUCACUAUGGGCGCGUAUCUGGAAGGUCAAGUAUGGGAACAUUCUUUUUGAGGAUAUGGCGGGCCACCGAAAACCAAGUUCGGGAAUUAUAUAA